Dreissena polymorpha is the source of this 2285-nucleotide messenger RNA. Its product is annotated as tektin-4-like. Bases 145 to 1500 code for a protein of 451 amino acids. The record is from RefSeq and is a predicted model, not a curated record. NCBI's taxonomy places the organism in Eukaryota, Metazoa, Mollusca, Bivalvia, Myida, Dreissenidae. Gene Ontology annotation, cellular component: microtubule cytoskeleton; nucleus. Gene Ontology annotation, biological process: cilium assembly; cilium movement involved in cell motility. The transcript has 6 exons.
UCCCUUUAUCCGUGAACAGGAAGUGAGCGCGUCCAUAGAAACGUGCAACAAAAGCUCACUGUUGCCACCAGCACAGGAAAGAGAGUUAAAAAACUAACUUCCACAUGCGUUGACUUUCAUUUGAUAGUUUAUUUCGCGUGAAACAUGGCCACAGCUACACUUCAAAGCAGGGAGAUUCCCCCGGAGAGACCGGCGACCUUACCUGCAACCUCUGGUGGCUCGAGAAACGAUAAUAUGGAAAUAACUUACACUGGUAACACUGGAAAUGACAUGGGGAUUUCAACUAUGGGCUUUAGGUCGUCUAAAUACAACCCAGCGGAAUGGCAUGAGAAUAAUUAUUCUAAGUAUUACCAGUCAUUUGUAGACCGUGAUAAUGGCGAAAGAAUCAGGCAUGAAUCAAAAAGGACAUCUAAUGAAACAGAGGCGACUACCAACAAAACACAGGCUGAGGUAACAAAGAAGCUUGGAGAACGAAUUCAAGAUAUAAAUUUCUGGAAAUUUGAGUUGGAGCGUGAAAUCAGAGAUGUCAUCGAUGAAACUGAUCUGCUAUUAGCACAGAAGAAACGCUUAGAAAAUGCACUGAGGGCCACAGAAAUUCCACUGCACAUCGCAACAGACAACUUAAACUGUAGGCAAAGGAGAGAGAACAUCGACCUCGUUCAGGAUGAUGUAGAAUUGUCAUUAUUAAAAGAAGUAGAAAUUAUCAACAAUGUUCAAGAUUUGCUCAAAAAAACAAUUGACCAGUCAGAGAAGCAGAUCAGAUUGAACAGAGAAGCAAAGCAGAACCUGGAAAUGGAUUGGAGUGACAAGAAAGAAGCUCUGGAGAUUGAUACAGCCUCCGGUGCUUUAAAAAACCAUCACACCAACAAACAAUUCUAUCCUGGUGCUGCAAAAUUCCAGGAAAUUCAGUCAACCCCAGAGUCCUGGGCCCAGUUUUCACACGACAACAUUGUGCGUGCCGAGCAUGAGCGCAUGGCCUCUAUGCAGCUGCGUCAGCUGAUAGACAACAUCCUGGAGGACACAUCUCGUGAUGAACGUGAACAGUGUGACGCCGUGGAUGUAGCCUUCCAGAAGAGGGUCACCGAAAUGGAAGAUGCCAAGACCAAGAUGGAGGAGAACUUGAAAAAGGUCUGUGAGGAGAUUACAACGAUGGAGAGGAACAUUGCCAACCUAAAACAGGCAAUCCGUGACAAGGAGAACCCAAUGAAGGUGGCCCAGACACGACUGGAGAACAGGACCUUCAGACCUGGUGUGGAGCUCUGCAGGGACCCUGUGCAAUACAAGCUUGUUGGUGAGGUUAACGAGAUCCACUCGUCCAUCGAUGCGCUGACAGACAAGCUGAACCAGGCCCAGAACUCUCUGAAGGACCUGCAAGACAACCGCAUGGGGCUCGAAAAGGAGAUCUCCAUCAAGAAGAACAGUCUCUUCAUCGACAGGGACAAGUGCAUGACUGUGCGCACACGCUACCCCACCACCCUCAAGCUGCAGGGUUACCAGUAAAAAUGAACAUUUGACGAGACUUUUUUUAUAUUGUGAUGUGUUGAAUACCAAUUCUUUUGCAUUAGAUCACACUUUGAUAAAGUUUGCCACGCAUUUUGAAUGUAGCUACAUUGUUUCUUUUUUAAAGACUUUUUUUGUUAACAUCUUGUAUAUUUGAUUGUUUAUAAAGCAUUGGACCUUUUUUGUCAUUCUUUGUUGCAUUGUACAAGUUCUUGUCUUUGCAUGGUCAUUCGAGGAGAAUUUGUAAUCCUGGUCUUUGCAAAAAGUUGUCUCUAGUUUUAAAGUUGAAAACAACCAUGUUCACUGCCAUUUUAGGCCCAUAUAUCCUAGAGAUAAUAUACCAAGCUUGUUUGCUUGUUUGUUUAUACACAAAUAUAUUUUUUCAUUUGGUGUAAUUGUGAUUGUGCAUUAUAUGAGCAUAAUUAUUAGCUAGCGUGAACGCUUCAUUCAGUAUUAUCAACUUUAAGCUUGCAGUUGUUGUCUGUUUUCGUAAAUUAUCCCUUUAAAUGUUUAUUCACCCCCUUUGUUCGUCUUUGUUGUAGCACCCAUCUGUGAUAAUUUUGUCAAUUUAUAAUACAUGUUGCUUUUUAUGGUGUUAUUUUUAUAUUGAUUUUGGUUUUCUUUGGAAAGGUAUACAUUGUCUUAUAGAAAGUAUGGUCAGCAAUAAUUUGCUGGAAGUGUAAAGCUCAAACUAAUUAAGAUUUAAAAAAUAUUAUUUGAAAGCUACUUGUUAAUCAUUAUCUGUUUAAAACCCUUUAGUGUAAAUAAAAAGGUGUACCACUAAA